Molecule: messenger RNA, 3095 nt
Organism: Arachis duranensis
Lineage: Eukaryota; Viridiplantae; Streptophyta; Magnoliopsida; Fabales; Fabaceae
Product: auxin response factor 2B
Exons: 15
Coding region: 161-2692 (843 amino acids)
Biological process (GO): response to hormone; regulation of DNA-templated transcription
Cellular component (GO): nucleus
Molecular function (GO): protein binding; DNA binding
Source: RefSeq, a predicted model, not a curated record
GCGAGGGUUGCGUUUGUUUGUGUAGAUUCUGGACUGUAGAAGAAGGGAAGAGACGAAGCUAAAAGAUUUUCGGUUGUUUUUCCUUUUUCUUGUUUCUGUGAUGUGAAAGAGUUUGUGCGUGUGUGUUUUUUGAGAGAUCUGAGAGUGCGAGGAAAAAGUAAUGGCAUCAACAGAGGAAUUGAUGAACAGAAAAGUGGAAACCAACAACAACAAUGGUGGAAUGAACGCAGCAGAGGCUCAAAACGCUUCUUCUUCUUCUUCAUCGUCAUCAGCUAGAGACGCGGAAGCUGCGCUUUACAAGGAGCUAUGGCACGCAUGUGCAGGUCCCCUUGUGACAGUGCCGAAAGAAGGAGAGCUCGUCUUCUAUUUCCCUCAAGGACAUAUUGAGCAGGUGGAGGCGUCCACGAAUCAGGUUGCGGAGCAGCAUAUGCCGGUUUACGAUCUCCCGUCCAAGAUCCUUUGUCGCGUCAUCAACGUCAUGCUCAAGGCGGAGCCGGACACGGAUGAGGUGUUUGCUCAAUUGACUUUACUUCCGGAGCCAAAUCAAGAUGAGAAUGCCGUGGAGAAAGCGAUUCCGCCAGCUCCGCCGCCACGAUUUCACGUGCAUUCGUUUUGCAAGACUCUAACGGCAUCCGACACUAGUACUCAUGGUGGAUUUUCAGUGUUGAGACGACACGCUGACGAGUGUCUUCCUCCCUUGGACAUGUCAAAGCAGCCACCCACCCAGGAACUGGUGGCCAAGGAUCUCCAUGGAAAUGAGUGGCGAUUCAGGCAUAUCUUUCGCGGUCAACCGCGCAGACACUUACUACAAAGUGGUUGGAGUGUUUUUGUCAGCUCCAAGAGGCUGGUUGCUGGGGAUGCAUUUAUAUUUCUGAGAGGUGAGAAUGGGGAACUUCGAGUUGGUGUCAGGCGCGCAAUGAGACAGCAGGGUAAUGUUCCAUCAUCAGUUAUCUCUAGCCACAGCAUGCAUCUUGGUGUGCUUGCAACUGCAUGGCAUGCCAUCUUGACCGGGACCAUGUUCACUGUUUAUUACAAGCCGAGGACCAGUCCAGCUGAAUUCAUUGUACCAUAUGAUCAGUAUAUGGAGUCUCUUAAAAACAAUUAUACUAUAGGAUUGCGGUUCAAAAUGAGGUUUGAAGGUGAAGAGGCUCCUGAGCAAAGGUUCACUGGUACUAUUGUUGGGAUUGAAGAUGCCGACUCCAAGAGGUGGCCAGAAUCCAAAUGGAGAAGUCUAAAGGUGAGAUGGGACGAAACAUCUACCAUACCUCGUCCUGAGAGAGUUUCCCCUUGGAAAAUAGAGCCUGCUCUUGCUCCGCCAGCUCUAAACCCUCUUCCAAUGCCCAGGCCUAAAAGGCCUCGUUCGAAUGCCAUUCCAUCAUCCCCAGAUUCUUCUGUUCUUACUCGUGAAGCAUCAUCUAAAGCGAGCGUAGACCCUUUACCACCAAGCGGAUUUCCAAGGGUCUUGCAAGGUCAAGAAUUCUCGACCUUGCGGGGCAACUUUGCAGAAAGUAAUGAGUCGGAUACUGCUGAGAAGUCUGUCGUGUGGCCACCAGCAGUAGAUGAUGAGAAGAUUGAUGUUGUUUCUACUUCUAGACGGUAUGGGCCAGAGAGCUGGAUGUCAAUGGGGAGGCAUGAGCUGCCAUACUCGGAUCUUCUUUCAGGCUUUGGAGCCAAUGGAGAUCCUUCUUCCCGGUCAUCCUUGAUUGAUCAGUCUGAUUCUGUUGCUAACCCUGGUAGAAAGCAUUUAUUAGAUCGUGAAGGCAAAACUAAUGUGCCAAGUAGCAGUCCAUGGUCUGUAAUACCUUCUAGUUUAUCACUCAACCUCUUGGAGCCUAAUGCAAAAGUUUCUGCCCAAGGUGGUGAUGCAGCUUACCAAAUUCGAGGGAACUUGAGGUAUGGUGCAUUUGGUGAAUACCCUGUGCUUCAUGGUCAUAAAGUUGAGAAUUCACAUGGAAACUUGUCAAUGCCACCACCACCUCUUGCUCAAUAUGAGAGUCCUCGUUCCAAGGAACUGCUGCGUAAACCGAAAUCAGCGAAAACCUCUGAUGUUGCAAGACCCAAAGAUGGUGACUGCAAACUAUUUGGCAUCUCACUUCUCAGUAGCCCACCUGCACCAGAGACUCCUACAUCACAAAGAAAUGUUGCAAGUGAGACAGUGAGUCACACGUACCCCACACACCAGCAUCGUACAUUUGAAAAUGAACAGAAGUCUGAAAAUUCAAUGGGCUCUAAAGCAACAGAUGGUCUAGCUGUAGUCGAUGAGCUGCAUCUGAGAGAUGUUCAACCCAAACCACAUAGUGGUUCUGCUAGGAGUUGCACUAAAGUUCACAAGAAGGGGAUUGCCCUUGGUAGGUCAGUGGAUCUUACGAAAUUCAGUGGCUAUGGUGAAUUAAUUGCUGAAUUGGAUCAGUUGUUUGAAUUUGGGGGUGAACUGAUAUCUGCCAAAAAGGACUGGCUUACUGUAUACACUGACAAUGAGGGCGACAUGAUGCUUGUUGGUGAUGAUCCAUGGCAGGAGUUUUGUGCAAUGGUACGUAAAAUUUACAUCUAUCCCAGAGAGGAGAUCCAGAAAAUGAGCCCUGGUACUUUAAGUUCAAAAAACGAAGAGAACCAGUUGGCUAGUGAAGGUGUUGAUGCACAAGAAAUCAGAUGCCAGCAGCAUCACCCAACUUCAACGCCUGAUCAUUCAUAGAUUUGUUUCCUGUAGCUUCCAGAUUCCGGACUGGAGUGGAUAUAUAGUAUGGGACGACUGUUAGAAGCCAUCCAGUUGGAGAAUAUGACCAUAUGAAGAAAUUUCCAAUUCUGAACUUGACUGCUUCUGAAGUACACGCAUGUAUUUGGAAUCAGAAUAUGGAUGGCAUGAACGGAUAUCCAUCCAAUUUUGGACCAUGUCGUGGAAUGAGUAGUAUUAGUAUAUAUGCAUUUCUAGUAAUAGGCUUAUGUCUUGAUCAAGGUGAUAUGGUGGGUUAUGUUGGCCUUGCAUUUUUCAACAAUCCUGCCGUGUACAUAGUUAUUCUACCGUAUCCUUAGAACCCCAACCCAUUAAUUAAUGUAACUAUGUUUCAUAUACAAGGGCGGUUUAUCUGAUUGUUAAA